Entamoeba invadens IP1 is the source of this 507-nucleotide messenger RNA. Its product is annotated as transcription factor MYB90, putative. The record is from RefSeq and is a predicted model, not a curated record. Lineage: Eukaryota; Evosea; Mastigamoebida; Endamoebidae. The transcript has a single exon. The coding region runs from base 1 to 507 and encodes 168 amino acids.
AUGAUGAAACCAAACGUUCUUGCUACAAAAGAUUUAGCAGACCGACAAAAAACAGUUAAGUCGUGGACAUUGAAAGAGGAUUCAUUGCUUGUUGAAGCAGUAAAUCAGUUUGGGAAAAACAACUGGAGAAGUGUAGAAGAGGUUGUUAUGACACGAACACGAAAACAGUGCAGAGAACGCUAUUUGAAUCACUUGGACGACUCUGUUGAGAAGCGUGCUUGGACACAAGAAGAGGACGAUAUUAUAAUGAAAAGAAGAACAGCAAUAGGAAACAAGUGGACAAGAAUAGCUCAAGAGUUGAAGGGAAGAAGUCCAAAUGCAGUCAAAAACAGAUUCUUUGGGCACUUGAAUAAACUCCACAAAAAUGAAAAGACUGUGUUUACAAAAAAUAUUGAAGAUCGGAAUAGUAUAAAAGAUGAAGUUGAAAAUAAAAGAUGUUUAAGUUCACCUCGUAUUACAUCUGCUUUUUCAGUUGUCGACAUGGAUAAGUACUUUAUAAUAAAAUAA